AUGUUGUUGUCGACCUCAACCUCAUGCACUUUGGUGUCUUUGAGCCUCACUGCGCAAGUUAUGGCUCUUUGUGAACGCACUACACUCCAAGACAUUGCAUCUACAUAUCUGCGCGCCCAAGCCUCCGGAAGCCCAAAUCUACUACCGCAUACAGCCAACAUGACCUACACAGAGAACGACGUCGCCCUCAACGCUAGCAAGGGAAUCUUAACUCAAUCCAUCAUUAUCGAUCUCAGCCGCAGUCUCCUAGACACAACCACCUGUUCCAUCUUCACCGAAAUCACAUCCGCCACCAACCCACACCCCUACGUCAUCGACACCCUUCUUCGCAUCUCCCCCACCACCCCCGCCACCGUAACCUCCCUACAAUCCGUCAUCGCAGACACGGGCGAUUGGAUCUUCAACGCGACUUCGCACCUCCACUGGUCCCAAUCAGAAUCCUGGGGCCCAAUCCCCCCUUCCAACCGCGACUCCCGUACCACUAUCCGCGCAGCAGCAGACGCCUACCUCGAUAGCUGGGCCAACGGCUCCGUCCCCGUUCCCUACGGCACACCCUGCGCCCGGCUCGAAGGCGGCGCGUACACGGGCGAACGCAAUGCAACGGGGAACACGUGCUACAUGCCCGAGUUUCCAAAGCCGUUCAAGGGGGUCGGAAAUCGACGCUAUGUGAUUGAUGAGGAGGUGGGCGCCGUCGGCAUCCUCAAUGAUUUUCCGUUUAUCGAUGCGACGAGGCCCGAGGGGACGCCGAGUUGUAAUCUGGUACGGGUGGAGGCGGGCAUGAUUAGGUAUAUUCAUGAGACUACGGUUUGUGCGACUAGGGGGUGUGGGAGGUAG
Molecule: messenger RNA, 834 nt
Organism: Plenodomus lingam JN3
Lineage: Eukaryota; Fungi; Ascomycota; Dothideomycetes; Pleosporales; Leptosphaeriaceae
Source: RefSeq, a predicted model, not a curated record